This is a messenger RNA of Gryllus bimaculatus (two-spotted cricket), 474 nucleotides long. The record is from the annotation of a GenBank genome assembly. Lineage: Eukaryota; Metazoa; Arthropoda; Insecta; Orthoptera; Gryllidae.
AUGUUCAACUCGUACAAUAUUUUACGUUGUGCUGAAAAUUUCCGACACACCAUUACUGUACAGCAUAGCAAAGGCUCUCGGAAUCCAUCUAGCCCUAAUAGUCCUCCAGGAAGUCCCAGUAUACCCAGGUUACGCGCCAUCGCACCACAUGGCUCUGGGCCGUGGGUCCGUGUUGCAGUGCCGGCUGACGGCGUCAAGGGCAAGACGUGGGGCCCCAGCACCGUGCAUCAGCGCGAGCGCUGCCAGAUCCCCCUGGCGGCUGUGCCGGGGCUGGCGCCGCAGGCCCUGGUCUUCCACGGGCCCAAGCGCUGGUCCCGAAGCGCGCCGUGCCUGGAGAAGCCCUUGAGCGCCCGGGCCCUGUCGCCGCCCGGCCCGCCGCAGCUCCUGCACGAGAUAGUUAAGCUGAGUUUUUCAGUGAGAACUAAAAGCUUGGGUGAAGGGACAUCGUGGUGCCAGCUAAAAGCAGCAGAGUAA